AUGGCCGCCAAGAUAUUUGCCCUCCUUGCACUCCUUGCUCUUUCGGUGAGCGCUGCAACUGCGUUCAUCAUUCCGCAGUGCUCACCGGUUACUGCUGUGGGGUAUGAGCACCCAAUUGUGCGGGCCUAUAGGUUACAACAGGUGCUCGCGGCGAGCAUCUUAGAACAACCAAUUGCCCAAUUGCAACAGCAAUCCUCGGCUCACCUACUAGUUCAGACCAUCGUAGCGCAACUGCGACAGCAACAGUUCCUGCCAGCGCUCAGUCAACUAGCCGUGGCGAACCCUGCCGCCUACUUGCAACAGCAACAGCUACUUCCAUUCAACCAACUGGCUGGGGCGAACGCCGCUGCAUACCUGCAACAGCAGCAGCAGCGCCUGCGUUUACCCAGUCGGCUUGUUGCAACCGCUGCUGCCUACCAUCAGCAACAGCAGCUGCUACCAGUUCACCCAUCGGCACUGGCUAACCCAUUGGCUGCCGCUUUCCUGCAGCAGCAGCAGCAGCAAUUGCAGCCAUUCGACCUGAUGUCUUUGAGGAACCCUGCCUUGUCGUGGCAGCAACCCAUCGUUGGAGGUGCCAUCUUCUAG
Molecule: messenger RNA, 585 nt
Organism: Miscanthus lutarioriparius
Lineage: Eukaryota; Viridiplantae; Streptophyta; Magnoliopsida; Poales; Poaceae
Source: the annotation of a GenBank genome assembly